AUGGCCAGUUCCAGCGCAGCAAUGCGUUCACCCAUUUCCUGGAAUCGAUUUUUUACUUCUUUAGUUGAACAACGUUACCUAUUCUCCAAGAACAGUCCUGAUCAGAGGACUUUGAGCCAUAACUUUGGGGGCCUUGCUUCUAUAGAAGAUCAGGGCAGUACAUUUCGGAGAGCCUAUUCUACUCGACGAGUUCUGCCAAACGUUCAGGUUUCAGAAGCUGCUUUAAGUCGGGCAAGGAGUCUCCGGGUUCCAAAAAAUAAAUAUCAAAAUCUGGAAGGCUAUCAAGACAUGAAUACUCUUCCUUAUCCCGACGGUGGUCAGAAACCUUACCGACAUUCAUCUGCUAGUCGAUCUCGAGGGAAUUUAAAUCGAUAUAGACAGUCUACUAUCGCGGCCUCGUCUGUCUCCCCUCCGAGUUCCAAUAUGGCACCCCGUCUUUCACCUAAUUUGAAUUUGCGCGUCGAGACGCGACAUCAGCCGAGGUCUGCCAGAACUCUUGAGAAGCCAGAACAAAGAACACGAAGACAGUUGCCUUCAACCGCUUUGGUCUCAAAUAACACAAAGUUGGAUAACAAGGAGGAAAUCGAAAGCAUUGCUUCAACUCUCGAUGAUUUUGACUACUUUUGUAGUAUAUCAUACUCCCCAAAUGGCAAAAUAACGCCAACUUAUCCAAAAGAAUCGACACAAAUGCGACGACAGAGAAUGAAGGGAAUGCGAAGUCAUUCAAUGCUACAUCCUAAUGAAAGCUUUGCCGAUUAUCAGUCUAAUUCAUCGUCAUUAAAUAUUGAAGGAAGUAUUGAGGAUUACCACGUUGACAGAAGAGCAAUCAGUCGGACGCUGACAAAUUAUAAUCAAGAUGUGCUGGAGGAAAUAACCCCGAAGAGGCUAUCUGGAAAUGCCUCAAGAAAUAACUCCUACGUAAGUUUAGCUCAAUGCAGUCGAACAUCAUAUUCUCCCGCUCGGGUUCCAAUUGCACCUCAACCUCCAUCACACAUCGCAUCGGGGAGUGGUGAAAUGCCACUUGGAGCUGCAAUCUCUCAAGAAGCUCUAGACGCCGAUGAUCCUGAUUUAGUUGAAUUCAAAGUCCAAGUUCUUGGCUGGCCGUCUGUUGGCAAGUCAACCAUUUGUCAGAGGCUUGCAAAGCUAAAUGGAGACGAAAAUGAUGAUUUUAAUGAUGAUACUGAAGACGAAUAUCAAGCGCUCUCUGUAAAGGCAACUCUUGAUGGAAAGGUCUUUAACGUAGCAUUUACGGAGACACUUAUUUACGCAGCGGAAGAUUCUAUGAACAUCGAAAUUCAAGAAUGCGUGGACGCUUUUGUAGUGGUUUACGCCAUAGACGACGAAUUCACCUUCGAAUAUGCACGAAGAAUUCUCCUGGCCCUACGAGAUAGCAUCAAGGUGAACUCUCUCCCACCAGCUGGUUUCAUUUUUGUGGGAAACAAGUCGGAUUUGGUUCGAGGUCGUGAGGUUCCCACGGAAGAGGGAAAUCAGUUCGCGACAGCCAUGAAAGCAAAAUUUAUUGAAGUAUCAGCUGUCUUGGACCACAAAAUUCCCGAACUCCUUCUCACAAUCAUCACCCAUUUGAGGGAGCUUGAGGAGGCGAAGGGCCAGCGGCCUAAAGGACCCCCGACAAACGAAAUGUGGGCCACAAGUAGAAAAAUUGCUGUCAAGAUGUCGGCCAAAGGGCUCAUAAGAGGGAGUGACGAAUUUGGGGGUUGCCACAGUUGUACGUCAACUGGACACGGUGGAGGUCAAGUUGGAAUGAGUGCUACUGGAGAUGCAAGAACUGGGAAGAAACCAGCAAAAAAAGAAAUUGUCAAAUUCUUCAAAAAACACUUUUCUAAAUCGAUUGUUGAAGAUUCCGUUGCCGGGAGAGAAAUUUUGGAAUAA
Rodentolepis nana is the source of this 1890-nucleotide messenger RNA. The record is from the annotation of a GenBank genome assembly. Lineage: Eukaryota; Metazoa; Platyhelminthes; Cestoda; Cyclophyllidea; Hymenolepididae.